GUGAGUUCCCGAAGCUGAACAGGUUCGCACACUUGAUUGCUUGCCGCGGACGGGCAGUUAAACAAACGUAGUUAGUUAUAUUCGUUGUAUAUAUAUAUAUAUAUUUUUUUUCGCUAUCGUUAUGGGCGUGAGUACACUGCUGCUGGCGGCGCUGGUGGCGCUGGUUGGAUAUCUGCUACUGCUAUGGCAUCGCACCAGGCACUACUGGCAGAAUCUGGGCAUUCCGUGCGAGGAACCGCAUUUGCUGUUGGGUAGCCUGGGCGGAUUGCGCACCAAGCGAUCGUUCAACGAUGUCUGGGUGCAAUACUACAAAAAGUUCCGGCUGAGCGGACCCUUUGCCGGAUUCUAUUGGUUCCAGCGGCCUGCUGUUUUUGUGCUGGAGCCCUCACUGGCCAAGCUCAUAUUGAUCAAGGAAUUCAACAAGUUCACGGAUCGCGGCUUCUUUCACAAUCCCGAGGAUGAUCCAUUGUCGGGGCAGCUGUUUCUGCUGGAUGGCCACAAGUGGCGGUCGAUGAGGAACAAGCUGUCGUCCACCUUCACCUCCGGCAAAAUGCGGUACAUGUUUCCCACUGUCAUCCGGGUGAGUCAUGAGUUCUCGGACGUGUUUGGUCAGAUGGUGGACAAGUCACCCAUCGUUGAGGUCAGGGAACUGCUGGCCAGAUUCACCACAGACGUGAUAGGCACAUGUGCCUUUGGCAUCGAUUGCAGCAGUCUCAAGGAUCCGGAAGCCGAGUUCCGUGUGAUGGGCCGUCGAGCUUUGACCGAGCAGCGUCAUGGUGCCUUUGGCGUUGGCUUCCUGAAUAGCUUUCCCGAACUGUCCCGCAAGCUACACCUGAAGAUGACAGCAGAACCCAUUGAGAAGUUUUUCAUGCGCAUCGUCAGGGAGACGGUGAAGUUCAGGGAACAGAACCAGAUACGACGCAACGACUUUAUGGAUCAGUUGAUCGAUCUGAAAAAUAAUCAAUUAAUUAAGUCCGAGUCGGGUGACAACAUUAACCUCACGAUUGAGGAGAUUGCCGCCCAGGCGUUUGUGUUCUUUGCCGCUGGAUUUGAGACCUCGUCGACCACAAUGGGCUUUGCUCUGUACGAAUUGGCACAGCACCCGGAAAUCCAGCAGCGCGUGAGAGAGGAGUGCCAGGCGGUUGUACAGAAGUAUAACGGCGAGUUGACCUACGAGAGCAUGAAGGAUCUGGUCUACCUCGAUCAGGUGAUAUCUGAAACCCUUCGCUUGUACACGGUGCUGCCCGUCUUGAAUCGCGAAUGCUUGGAGGACUAUGUGGUGCCGGACAAUCCAAAGUACGUGAUCAAGAAGGGUAUGCCCAUUCUGAUACCAGCCGGCCCCAUGCAUCGCGAUGAGAGGUUCUAUCCCAAUCCUGAUGCCUUCAACCCGGAUAACUUUUCGGCGGAGCGCGUUAAGAAUCGCGACUCUGUGGAGUGGCUGCCCUUUGGAGAUGGUCCCCGCAACUGUAUCGGAAUGCGUUUUGGCCAGAUGCAGGCCCGCAUUGGCAUGGCCAUGCUGCUCAAGGAUUUCAAAUUCGCCGUGUGCGACGAAACGACUAUUCCCAUGACCUACAAUUUGGAAAGCUUCUUGAUAGCCAGUAAAUCUGGCAUCUCACUGCGAGUGGAACGUGUUUAACAAGUACACACAUAUAUGUAAACUCUCGUACUCACAUUGAACAACGUGUACCUCAACUUGUAUCUAUCCUAAUAUGUUGUUAAUCUAUAUAAAAUUGCUUGAUAUUACAUCAUGCUUGAUCGAGCGUAA
Messenger RNA from Drosophila obscura, 1765 nucleotides. RefSeq names its product probable cytochrome P450 6a21 (gene Cyp6a21). The coding region runs from base 122 to 1636 and encodes 504 amino acids. Gene Ontology annotation, molecular function: monooxygenase activity; oxidoreductase activity, acting on paired donors, with incorporation or reduction of molecular oxygen; iron ion binding. Lineage: Eukaryota; Metazoa; Arthropoda; Insecta; Diptera; Drosophilidae. The transcript is spliced from 2 exons. The record is from RefSeq and is a predicted model, not a curated record.